Messenger RNA from Parnassius apollo (apollo), 2547 nucleotides. Lineage: Eukaryota; Metazoa; Arthropoda; Insecta; Lepidoptera; Papilionidae. The record is from the annotation of a GenBank genome assembly.
AUGGAACCACAGGAUCAGACUGCUGUCGUUGGAUCCAGGGUGACAUUACCAUGUCGAGUAGAGAACAAAGUUGGUCAGUUGCAGUGGACGAAAGAUGACUUCGGUUUAGGUUUACAUAGAGAUCUUAGUGGCUACGAUCGGUACAAAAUGAUUGGAAGCGAUGAAGAAGGUGACUAUUCAUUGGACAUAAGAGACGUAACAUUAGAAGAUGACGCCAAAUAUCAGUGCCAAGUCAGCUCUGGACUUCGAGGUGAACCUGCAAUUAGGUCUCGAUAUGCCCGACUCACAGUCCUCGUUCCACCCGAGCCGCCCAAAAUACUGCAAGGGAAUUUCUUCUCUACCGCUGAAGACAGAACAGUCAAAUUGGAAUGUGUGUCAGUUGGUGGAAAGCCAGCAGCUGAGAUUACGUGGGUGGAUAGUAAUGCUGGAGUAAUAACACAAGGAGUUACGAAUACUAUCGAGCCUCUAUCGGACGGGCAAAGAUUUACGGCUAGAUCUAUUAUAAAAAUGACACCGAAGCAAGAGCAUCAUAAUCAAACCUUCACAUGUCAAGCGCAGAACACCGCAGACAGGGCGUACCGAGCUGCCAGUAUACAAAUAGAGGUGAAAUAUGGACCUAAAAUAAAACUGUUUAAGAGAUCUGGUAACAAAGGAAAAAUACCUGAAGGAGAGGAUCUUAUUGUAGACUGUAAAGCUGAUGCAAACCCAAAUAACAUGACAUUCAGAUGGUACUUGGAUGGGGAACUUGUUGGUAACACUUCAGAAUUGAUUAUAACAAAUAUAACAAGAAAAUAUAACGGAGCUGUUCUAAAAUGUUUGGUUCACAACGAAGUGGGCAAAAGCGAGGAGUCGGAAAUAUUGGAAGUAACAUAUGCGCCCACAUUCAGAAAUAUUCCUAAAGACGUGGAAGCGGAGAUCGGUAAAGUCGCAACUUUGAGCUGUGAUGUAGAUGGACAUCCAAAACCCGAAAUUGAGUGGCUUCACCGUGAAGAAGAUCAAAAUAUUCGCGUGGGCAGAACGGCAAAUCUGACUCUCACGGUUGAUACGCAUACCUCUGGGCGAUACAUAUGCAAAGCUAACGUCGAAGGUUAUCCAGAAAUCGAGGCAGAAGCUGCUAUUUUUAUAAAAGGCCCGCCCAAAAUUAUAUCUAAUAACACGCAAUUUGGCUCCCAAGGAGAUAGUGUUAAUAUAGAAUGCGCUGCUUUCUCUGUACCAAGAAUAGACAACAUCAUUUGGACUUUUGAAGGAAAAGAAAUCGACGCACUACACGAUCAGGACUACGCUUUCUUAGAAGAUUUGCAACCAGGAGGUGUUGUUAAUUCAACGUUGAUCAUCAGGGCAAGUCAAUCAAAACACUUUGGAACUUACAAAUGUAAUGUCUCAAAUGAAUAUGGGAGUGACAUUUUAGAAAUAACACUCAGACCUAACAAAUCUUUGCCUUUGCUAUUGAUUUUGUUUGGAGUAACAUCUGGGACAAUAAUGGUGGCAGCACUAAUAAUGUUAGUGAUAAUAUGUCAAAGAAAACAAAGGAAGAAUAAACAGGCACAAAUGACUGAGAAGCCAGAUGUCACAGUCACUGCGGAAGAAUUGUUUAAGGAAAACGAUAGAAAUUCAAACAUAAGUGAUUUGAAACUGGAAUUACGACAAGUCAAUGGAAGUUGUGAAGUUGAUUACUCGAAUACUGGAUCAAACAGUACUUUAUGUUCCAAUGCAAAAUUAGGGAGUGGCAUUCCAUUAGCCGGCACAGUGCCCCUGUCUUCAAUGAAUCAGAGCAACACAACAUAUCAAGGCUAUAGAUAUAGCAACGAUUAUACAGAUCCAGCCUAUUCUGACUGUUACAAGGUCAAUGGCUUUAAUAAUGGAUAUCAAACUUAUGUACAUUAUGGGCACGACUAUACUCCAGGAUCGUUAAGAGUAACCUCACCCACUUUGAGCAAUGACAAGUUAACUCCUAAUAGGUCUAUAAACGGUAGCCUACCUAGGAGUGUGGAGACUUCAUCGACAGCGCAAUUCAAUGCAGGGAGUGGAUCUCAGAAUAAUUCAUUACAGCGCUCAACCAAAGGACAAGAUAGUAGUAAUGCAUUAAAUAAUUUAGGCGUGCCGACAGCUGAAGGAAAUAGAAUUCCUAAUGGAGGCUUAAUACAUGGGGUGGAUGUGAGAUAUGCCGCUACGUAUGGAAAUCCACAUUUGAGGACAGGCUCUGGGUUGGGCUUUCCAACAACUGUGAACACGGCUAAGCCAGCAUCUACGCCUUUGCCGCCUCCUUAUUCAUCUGUAAGGAAUUCUGUAAUUUUGCCAUCAGGAAACUCAUCACAUUCAAUAACAUCGCCAACGAGCCUAGUAUCGCCGCAAUGCGCAACAAGUCCAAUAACAAAUUCUACGAUGUCAACGGACAGCACACAGCCAGUGCUUGGCGUUGCUACGUCAUCAACGACACCUCAAUCUCCAAGCGCACAUUAUAUAUUGGCUCCAUCGACUAGAACUUUGAGUAAUACUGCUGUUACUAAAAAAGGCAAUGCUCAACAGCCCUUAGCAACACACGUGUAG